CAAUAAAUAAAGCUUAUUUUAGCCUGUCUCUGAAAAAGGUGCAAAAUCAUAUAUUUACUGGUACAACAGCUUGUUUACCUUAUUUAACCCCAAAAGGUUAAUCGUUGUACCUUAAGAAUACAUAUCACUAGGCUGAAGUACAAAUAUGCACAUAGAGUAAACAGUAUAUUUUCCCAGUGACAAGCUGUUAUACCCCUAAAAGUACAAAUUCCAUACAUUAUCUUUCUGAAAGUGUAUUCUAAAGAUCAUAUCAUCAUUUGAUCGUUAUUUAAUGAUAAAACAAUUUACUUAUCCACUAGGUUCGAUAUGAAACCAUAGUCAAGCCCUUCACACUUAGAUUCUUGACUCUAGAUUGUUUAUCGGUACUUUCUAAGAUGAUUUCACAUCAAGGUUGUGAAUAAACAAUUAGCCUACAACAUUACCACUAUAUAUCAUUCACAAUCAUAUAAUAUAAUAACUCUCUCAAUAUGAAUGCAUUUUUAAACUUUAGCCAUCUAUGAAGCAUAAACCUUAUUAUCAAGUUUAAUGCAAGUGUGUGGUUUGUUGCAGUGUGUACGGCCUUGAAAUCCAGUCUUAAACAACAUAAUCACCAAGGUUACACCAGAUUUGGACACUGUCCAGCGCGGUCAACAUACCCUUUGUGCUCUGAUGAGGAGCGGGAGGAUAAAUGUCCAUCUGGGUGUCAUCUGGAGGGUAUUAUUAAUCUUAUAGAUGAAGACAUUCAGAAACGUCUGAGAAAUAUUUGUGAAAGGAUUGAAGAAAAUCAGGACGUCACUUCAUCUGUAAUGCAAAAGAGUGUGCAGUAUUAUAGAUCACAAAGAAAAGCUAUCAUCCAGACAUAUAUGCAGGAGAUCAGAUAUGCUGAGUUUGCUGAAGACCUUCACAGAAACUUAACAUUCCUGCACAAAAGGUCUUCAGAACUUGCAAAAGACUUACAGAAGCAUCAUCACUUGAUCUGGGAUCAGAUAAAUGAAAUCCUUCGAAUUGAGGUGGACAUCGACAUCAAAAUCCGUGCGUGCAAAGGAUCAUGCAAACAAACCUUUGACCAUGCCGUUGAUAGUGAUGCCUUCAAAGCUAUGGAGAACAAAAUGGAGCAGUUCAGCAUUAUCUCAAAGAGGCGAAAAUCAUUCUCCAAAAACAAAAAACUAAAACUUCAGUCUGUUGAUCGGCCUAGUGUGUCCCCCUCUUACCGGAAAAUUCCCUUUGUUCGCACUGAGCUACUUACAAAAUUUGAAGACAUUGAGCAGCAUCAGGUGAUUUUAGAUGAACUCCUAGAAGAUGUUUAAUCAGAUUUAUGCCUAUAAUGAUAUGUGGAAUUAUUUUGUCUGACAUUGUGUAUGGUUUAGUAAUAUAUAAGUAAUAUACUGACAAAUACUACUUAUUUAGUUUGAUUUUGUUAUCAGUUUACAACAUAUUUAUUUGACAGCUGUGCCAUUUAUUUUGCCAAUAUCAUGUUUACAUUUUCAUUUUUUUCAUUUUACAUUAUAUGCUAUAUAUCUCACUUGUGUGCAGUAUUCCAUGUAUAGUGUUAAUAGAAUAGAAUAUCACAAAUAUCACUGUUUUUUAUAUCUACUGUGGCUCUGCCUUAGUUGCAAUGCAGAAGCAAGUUCAGGAGGCAGACGUGGCCUAAUGCAGGGUUAUUCAAAUCUUGCUGUAGGGCCAGUGCACUGCAGAGUUUAGCUCCAACCCUGAUCAAACCCACCUGAGCCUGUUAAUCAAUGUC
Molecule: messenger RNA, 1723 nt
Organism: Carassius auratus (goldfish)
Lineage: Eukaryota; Metazoa; Chordata; Actinopteri; Cypriniformes; Cyprinidae
Product: fibrinogen alpha chain
Exons: 4
Coding region: 786-1286 (166 amino acids)
Biological process (GO): fibrinolysis; positive regulation of heterotypic cell-cell adhesion; blood coagulation, common pathway
Cellular component (GO): fibrinogen complex
Molecular function (GO): protein-macromolecule adaptor activity; extracellular matrix structural constituent
Source: RefSeq, a predicted model, not a curated record